Messenger RNA from Aspergillus caelatus, 981 nucleotides. RefSeq names its product alpha/beta hydrolase. The transcript has a single exon. The coding region runs from base 169 to 981 and encodes 270 amino acids. The record is from RefSeq and is a predicted model, not a curated record. Lineage: Eukaryota; Fungi; Ascomycota; Eurotiomycetes; Eurotiales; Aspergillaceae.
GGGCAACACAGCCUACACAUCCGAGGUAUAUAAAUCCUUACAUCCCUACCCUACAUACCUACCAUACAGACUUCCAAGUAACUUAAAGGAUAUAUCCCCAAACCAAACUAGAUAUCCUAAACCAACUAUUAAUAUACCCACAAAACCAACCCUCAAAACAAAACCAAAAUGUCCCCCAAACCAACAAUCCUCCUCAUCCACGGCGCCUGGCACACGCCCGCCCACUACGAACCCUACACCACAGCCCUGAGGAACGCAGGCUUCGAAGUCUACUGUCCACACCUACCCACCUGCAAUGGCACCUCCCCCCCAACAGCAACCUUCGCCGACGACGUCACCCUAAUCCGCCAAACCCUCCAUUCCCUCAUCACAGCCGGAAAACAAAUCCUGUUGAUCAUGCACUCUUACGGCGGUUGCGUCGGCACCGACGCAGCCCAAGACUUCAUAUACCCCGUCACCACCACCACCUCCCUUAAAACCCCCACCGAAGAGAACCAGAAACCCAAAGGAGCCGGGAUAAUCCACCUCCUCUACCUCAGCGCCUACAUGCUCCCGCCCGGGUCCUCAAUCCAAACCAUUAUGGACAAAGCCGGGGUCGACGAACACUUAUGGGCCCAAUACAUGGACGAUGAUGAAUUUGGGUUGACCCUUCCCCGGGAUCCUGGGUUGUGGUUUUAUGGGGGUCUGGAGAGGGAGACUGUGGAGAGGUGUGUGAAGGGGUUGGUUAGGUUUCCGGUGGGAGUGCUUAGGGAGAAGACGAGUGGGGAUGGGUGGCGACGGUGUCCUGUUACGUAUGUUAGGACGGAGAAGGAUUAUGCUGUGCCCGGGGGGUUUCAGGAUAUGAUGCUUGAGGAGGUUCGGGGGGAGGGAGUUGAGGUUAGGGUUUUGGGGUUUGAGACUUGUCAUAGUGUUUUUUUGACGAAUGUGGAGGAGAUGGUGGGGGUGGUUGUUGGGAUUGUGAGGGAUAGGGGUAGUUUAUAG